AUGCCCGGACCGAUUGACCCGGAAACUCUUUACACCAAACAAGCAUGCAUUGGUGGUGGAAGUUUCGGCAGGGUCUACAAAGGAGUAGAUAAGAUCACUGGAGACUCGGUGGCAAUCAAGGUUAUUGACGUGGAAAAUGCCGAAGACGACGUGGACGAGAUCAUCAAGGAGAUUGCGAUUCUAUCCGAGCUGAAGUCUCCAUAUGUCACCAAGUACCAUGGCUCGUAUCUGAAGGGCUCAAAUCUCUGGAUUAUCAUGGAGUUUUGCUCUGGUGGUAGUUGUCAUGGCUUGUUGCGUCCCGGUGUGAUCCAUGAAGAGUAUAUCGCAAUCAUUCUGCGAGAGCUUCUUCGAGGGUUGGACUACCUCCAUGGCGAUCAAAAAUUGCAUCGCGACAUUAAAGCCGCGAAUAUCCUAUUAAGCGCAAGUGGGCAGGUCAAGUUGGCAGAUUUUGGUGUAUCGGGUCAACUAUCAGCAACUAUGACCAAGAAAAACACGUUCGUUGGAACCCCCUUUUGGAUGGCUCCGGAAGUCAUCAAGCAAUCGGGCUACGACUACAAAGCGGAUAUCUGGUCUUUGGGAAUUACGGCAAUUGAAUUGGCAUGCGGAGAUCCUCCAUAUGCCGAUAUUCACCCGAUGAAAGUGUUAUUUUUGAUUCCCAAAAAUCCGCCUCCUACUCUCAAUGGCAACUUCAGUAAGCCUUUCAAACAAUUCGUUGAGUUGUGUUUGCGACGAGAUCCAAAGGAGCGACCCUCUGCCAAGGAGUUGCUGGAACAUCCGUUCAUCAAACGGGCGAAGCGGACAACAUACCUCACCGAGCUCAUUGAACGCGCAGAGCGCUGGCAAGCGACCCACCAGGGGCAAGGAGACGAUGAAGAUGAAUAUGAUGAACCAUAUGAGGCUGUUGAGCAAGACCCCGUAGAGCACGAGGAUCUUUGGGACUUCGGCACUGUUCGCCCGGCUGGUGGACGAUCGGCAGCGCCGCCUUUACGUCAAAUGAAUGACUCGGCUACCAACUCUCGUUCUCAGGAGGUUGAGGAGUGGGAUCUGAGAGACGAUGCUAAAAAGGCACCGUCAUCUCAACCAGUGCCAACUCGACCGAAUCCUGCAAACUCCGCUGUUGAAGGUUCUCCAUCCAAAAAGCCCCUCCCUCUCUCUGUGCCGUCCUCUCCAGUAAAGCAGGCAAAUACACAACCUUCGAACACCCCUUCACGCCAGACUCGUCCUAACAAUCCAGCCAGCCCACUUGAAGAGAACUCCCCCAAGGGGCCCAGUGAACGAUAUGCACAAGCAAUGAUGGAGUACGCUAGUGGGCUUCGGGCCAAUGUAUCACCUCAGCCCAAAUCCCCCGCAGUCGGAUCUAGUAGCGCAACAAGGGAACAAAGUCCUCUCUCCAGAAAGCCUACACAAGCCCAGCGUCCUCUCCCUGAUGUCAAUUCAAGUCCAGCUCCUCCUCGCCAGGCGCCUGCCACGGCCCUUCAGAAGCAACCGGAGGUAGUAUCCCCAAAUGCGAGACCGCCAUCUGGACUCAAGUCUAAACUUGCACCGAAAUACGAAGAGCGUCUUUCUAGACAACAGACCCCCACUUCUAGUCCUCGUGUAAACGAGCAGCCAAAACAACUACCACAAAUCCCGGCCAAAACCCCGGUGGAGAAUGAGAGGGCAACUGCUUACGGUUCUGUCAUUAUCCCUGCCCUUCGUGCAGCCAUGAAUCGACGUGGGCGCAAUCUCACUCGUCUUGAUCCUGCACGAAACCCUAACAACCAAGCAACCCCCGAAGAAGAGCAGCAGUGGGAGCGAAGCGUUCGUGUCCACCGCCAUAUGGACCAUAUAGUCGAUGAUAUUUCCAGAGCCUUCACAAACCUUCAUCGCUGGGAUAUGGAAGACCAGGUCCAGAUGGGUGGCGGUGUUGAUGUCACACUUGAUGCUUUCCUGGAGGAAAUUCUAGUACGGCUUCAGCCUGGUGCUGCCCCAGGCUCUACUUGA
Messenger RNA from Penicillium odoratum, 1983 nucleotides. Its product is annotated as putative Ste20-like serine/threonine protein kinase. Gene Ontology annotation, biological process: protein phosphorylation. Gene Ontology annotation, molecular function: protein kinase activity; ATP binding. NCBI's taxonomy places the organism in Eukaryota, Fungi, Ascomycota, Eurotiomycetes, Eurotiales, Aspergillaceae. Bases 1 to 1983 code for a protein of 660 amino acids. The record is from RefSeq and is a predicted model, not a curated record. The transcript is spliced from 4 exons.